AUGGUUCCAGCUUUCCCGGCCGAUUUUGAGCAGGAGCUCGCCGAUUACAUCCUCGGUUUCAGCACCAUGCCGACAUCAAGGAAUCUCCACAAUCUGCUCGACGAUGUGUACAUCGGCACAAGCCUCGCGUACGCUUGGAAGGACGUGGUCACUGCCUGGGACCAGAACGGAGAGCCUUGCGGCGUCUCGUUCGUCCAGCAGAACAUUGCAAGCUUCAUUCGACUGCGCGACCAGAAAGAGUCCAUCGAGCAGGAGUGGAGCCAGCAGGAGGACGUCACGCCAAAGCAGCAGGAGUAUCUCGCCAAGUUCCAGGCCAGCGUGGACGACCUGGCUCUUGUCCUCAAGGCGUGGUUGGAGAAGGUCUUGCCGGAGACUCUGGGACGGCUGAACCAGGAUGACCCUCGCAUCGACGAGUUGCUGGAGGUGUUUGUGCCGUUCUUCGGCAUUUAUCGGUCGCUCUUCAGAAACUUGACAAUGGCAUACCCUACCUACGACGAGAAUAUCAUGCUCGAGGUCCAGCACUUCGCGGCCCUCCCCACAGUCAUCGGAGCCCGCAACGUCGUCGAGCGCAUGCACGAAGGCCUGGUCGUCCUCCGGAAGUGGAAGUCGGCGUUGCCAUCAUGGGCCCGGAGCACCGACUUCCACACCGCCGACUUCGUCGGCAGGAACCUCGAGGCCUUUGAGCGCGUCCGGCUCAUGAAGGAUGCCCUGGACUCGGAGUGGGCGACACUCCGGGGCAUCGCGAAGCAGAUGGCCAUCGACCAAGAGGACCGGAGGGCGGCGUACGGCGUGGCCUACGCGGAGCUGAGCCAGGAGCUCAAGGUGUUCGUCGACGCGGCGUGGGCGGCCGUCUUGGAAGACAUCAAGGCGGCUCCGUACCGGCCGAUGGGCCUCAUCCCUCGGAGGUCGUGGACUGCCGCGGAGAUGGUGAAGAUGUACAACGCAGAGUUUCCCGAGGAUGCGAAACCAGUCCGAUGA
Thyridium curvatum is the source of this 978-nucleotide messenger RNA. RefSeq lists its product as uncharacterized. NCBI's taxonomy places the organism in Eukaryota, Fungi, Ascomycota, Sordariomycetes, Thyridiales, Thyridiaceae. The coding region runs from base 1 to 978 and encodes 325 amino acids. The transcript has 4 exons. The record is from RefSeq and is a predicted model, not a curated record.